Molecule: messenger RNA, 4100 nt
Organism: Lepidothrix coronata (blue-crowned manakin)
Lineage: Eukaryota; Metazoa; Chordata; Aves; Passeriformes; Pipridae
Gene: CERS6
Product: ceramide synthase 6
Exons: 11
Coding region: 112-1299 (395 amino acids)
Biological process (GO): ceramide biosynthetic process
Cellular component (GO): membrane
Molecular function (GO): DNA binding; sphingosine N-acyltransferase activity
Source: RefSeq, a predicted model, not a curated record
GCGGCUGCGGGGCUGACACACGCCUCCAUCCUCCUCUCCCUCGGCAGCCGCUCACACGCGCCUCGCCGCGGGCGGACCGGAGCGGGGGGUGCCGCGGCAGACAAAGCAAAGAUGGCAGGGAUCCUCGCCUGGUUCUGGAACGAGCGGUUCUGGCUGCCGCACAACGUCACCUGGGCGGACCUGCAGAGCACGGAGGAAGCCGCCUUCCCGCAGGCGGAGGACCUCUACCUCGCCUUCCCCCUGGCCUUCUGCAUCUUCAUGAUCCGGCUGCUCUUCGAAAGGUUCAUUGCUAAACCAUGUGCCUUAGGCCUUAAAGUCCAAGCCAAUGGACCACAGAAAGCUCAACCUAAUGCUAUUCUGGAAAAAGUUUUCACAGCUAUUACAAAGCAUCCAGAUGAGAAGAGGCUGGAGGGCCUCUCCAAGCAGCUGGACUGGGAUGUGCGCAGCAUUCAACGUUGGUUUCGACAAAGACGCAACCAGGAAAAGCCCAGCACUCUUAGGAAGUUCUGUGAGAGCAUGUGGAGAUUUACAUUUUACCUUUAUAUAUUUACCUAUGGAGUACGGUUCCUGAAAAAGACACCCUGGCUCUGGAAUACCAGACAGUGCUGGAACGGGUAUCCAUAUCAGCCACUGAUGCCUGACCUUCAUUAUUACUACCUAGUUGAAUUGUCAUUCUACUGGUCCUUAAUGUUUUCUCAAUUCAUUGACGUCAAAAGAAAGGAUUUUGGCAUCAUGUGUACACAUCACAUUUUAGCAGUCACCCUGAUUUCCUUCUCAUAUAUAACCAAUCUGACACGAGUGGGAACUUUGAUCUUUUGUCUCCAUGAUGCGUCUGAUAUUGUUCUAGAGGCUGCCAAAAUGGCAAAUUACUGCAAGUGUCAAAAGCUGAGUGACCUUCUGUUCCUUACAUUUGCCGUUGUCUUCAUUGUCAGUAGGCUUGGCAUAUAUCCCUUAUGGAUAUUAAACACAACAUCGUUUGAACUGUAUGACGCUCUGGGCAAUUUUCCUGCCUUGUGGGUCUUGAAUGUGCUUCUUAUGGUUCUUCAAAUUCUCCACUGUCUUUGGUCUUACCUAAUCAUAAAGACAGCCUACAAAGCUAUUUCAAAGGGCAAGGCUGGGAAGUGGAACCCCUUGCAGGUAGCAAAGGAUUCCCGAAGUGAUGUUGAGUCAAGCUCAGAUGAGGAAGAAACAGUACCUCGCUCAAAGGCCCCGCACAGCACUAUGGCCAGUAAUGGGACCAGCGGUGCCAAUGGGACAAAUGGGUAUCUUACUGGUGGCACUUGCUCAGAGGAGCAUUAAUCCUUGAGUUCAAUCAUGAGACAUGAACAGAAUGAACUGUUUGCUACUGGAAGUAAAUUAUAAGUUGUGAAUGCGGUUUCUUCAUAUAUCUCAGCAUCAGAAAAAAAUAUGAGUAUCAAAGCAUUCUGAUAGCGCACUGCCAUUAUUUCCUGUUUGUGAAUGAAGACAGCACACCAUUCUGUAUACGUAGGCAUGCUGUAUGUGUAUGUAACUGACACAAUGGGAGCAGUAUUUUCACUUGUACUGUCUUGGAAAUAUUAUUUAUUUUGUAUUCUUUUGGGAAGUUCUGGACAAAAGGGAAUAUCCAUUCUUAAACUUUGUAUCUUGGAUUCUCAGUGGUGGAGAGCAUCAUGCUCAGAUCUCUUCUGUCCAUCCCUGAUGCUUUUGCUGAAUCUGCUAUAAGUAAUAGUUGCUUAAUUUGUUACUUACAGUAAGAUAGAGCAUAGCUUUAUAGAUUUUAGAUCAGCUUCACAUAUUUUUGCUAUCUUUGUGUUUUAAAGUACUGGUUUUGAAAUUGCCUAUCAAAUCACAGUGACUGUUCCUCCAACAUAAAAUUUUAAAACACUGGAUCAAUAUUUUAAAUAGUAGGUAAUGUGGUUAAUUAGCAAUUUGGGGAAAAAAUGUGGUAAUUGUGGGAUAUUAUUUUAGCAUAAUUUAAAAUUCAAUUUGGUGGUUAAUUGCAUUAGCAGUAGACUUGAUUUGUUGUGCAAAUACCCAAACGCAUUGAUGUCAACAUUUAGGAUAAACUCAUUCUCACUUUUUUUUGACCUUUCAAUUUUUUACCUGUAUAGAUUUCAGCUUUUUGCAGAGAUUCCGUGUAAAAAGGUAUUUGUUCAAAUGCACCAUUAUGAAUCCAGACCUCACACCUGAAAUUGUCCUUGCACAUUCUCAUAAAUGAGAGCAGGGGUGUAGUGGGAAAAAGAGCACAUGAAAAGUUCAUUGCUUCCUCGGACACAGUUCACUCUAGAUAUUUUUCUUAAAAUUAUUGCCACUCCCUUAGUAAGGUAAAGAAGAGAAGGCAGAAUGCCAUACAUUACUAGAAUUAGUUUAUCUUAAAUGUGUGAAAACUUGACCAAAAUUCACUUAACGUAAUUCACAGCAACUUUUGAUUGCUCAGCAGUAUUUCAUCACCUCUAAUUAAUAAAAUUAAGGGUGUCUGUAAAAUAAUUUUGUACUCCUUUUUUAUUCAGGAUUUACAAACAAUGUCCCAAAGAAGACAAAGUAACACCCAAAGUAAACAUCUUCUUAAACAUUAUAUACAUACUUCUUCCAGUCUCUAGAUCAAAGUUUGAUGUAGGAUGCUAAGGAUCAUACAACUCUUGCAGGACACUUUUCUGUGAUUUGUGACAGCAGUGCCAAAAGUAGGCAAGGUUCUUGGGUAGCAGACUCUAUGCAACCUACUGUUCAACAGUGCUGUGUGUGCACACAGAACCAAUGUGCUUGUAGACCAAAGACUUACAUAUAUAUAUAUUUUAAAAAAAAAAGUUUAAAAAAAAAGAAGGAAGAAACAAACCAGGAAAAAAAAAUCCUAAGUGUGUCUUCUGUAUUCAAAGGGUUUGGAGUGCUGUGUUCAGCUGGAACUCUGAGCCAGGAAGUCUUUCUGAUUCCUUCCACCUAUGCAAAUAGCAAAAUAUACAUGGCUUCUGAUGCCAUAAAACAUGUUUAAAGACUCUAUUUUAUACAGACUCCAGUGGAGAAAGUUGUGUUGUCACUUCUUUCUUUUGAAAACAGAUUUGUCCUAUUCCACUGGUCACUCUUGAAAACUUCUGAAACCUUUAUUAUCCGUAAAGAUUCUUGUGUGUUACCAAAAAAAAUGUGCUAAAAAAAGUUGAAAAUAAAGGUAAGAAAACUGGAAAAUUAUAAAUCCUGGAAGAAGAUCUAUCAGUUUUACUACCUACAGAGCAUCUUUUGAAAAAGUCAGGUAACCUUGUCAGGUAAGCUGCAGCUUAUAUGUCCAUGAGUAUAUCUGAGGGAGCAAGGGAGACUUAUUUAAAUCUCUGUCUCCCCCAAAAGUUUCUCUGCCUCUAAUUUUUCUCUUCUGUCUCCUGUGCAUUUGAUUUCAUAACCAACAGGGCAGGUUAUACAUGUGAAAAUAUACCAACUGCAAUAGAAAGAAGCCCACCCAUGGUGUUUGAAGUCACAGCUGUGUAGUAAUUACUGUCAAGAUAAUACCAAGAUUUUAAAAUAAAAUCAUCCUGGGAUAUAUUAAAUGAACAUUAUAAUUUGUGAAAUCUGACCUGCUAAUAUGGUAAUUGAGAAUAUCAGUUUAAACACACCCCUUCCAUGGUGUUGAUUACUACCUCCACUGCAUAGAUGGUUACAAAAAUGGCAUUCUGGCACAAUACUUUGUCUUACAUGAGAAUAUUGCUCUGAAUCAUCAACAUGCACAACAUAGACAACAUACUGCUGUGUUGGUGAUACCAGAGCAGAGAGCAGUUCCCAACAACAAUCCUUGUGCAAGAGGCCUUCAGUCUCUGUUGGUCCUCCCCAGCAAUGCUCUGUAGUGUUGAUUCAGAUUUACAGUCAAGGCUACAACCCUUGAGAUGAUUUACCAUCACUGUCUACAUAUGCUUUUAGUGUACCAUAGAAUCAUAGAAUGUUAAGGGUUGGAAGGGAUCUUAAAGAUUAUCUAGUCCCAACACACUCUGCCAUGGGCAGGGACACCUUACAUUCGACCAGGUUGCUCAUGUCCUUGUCCAGCCUGGCUUUAUCCAACUGCCAGGGUUGGGGCAUCCACAGCCUCCCUGGGCAACUUGUUCCAGUGUCUAACCACUCUCACAAUAAAGAAUUUCUUCCUAAUA